This is a messenger RNA of Solanum dulcamara, 1696 nucleotides long. Its product is annotated as zingipain-2-like. Gene Ontology annotation, cellular component: lysosome. Gene Ontology annotation, molecular function: cysteine-type endopeptidase activity. The record is from RefSeq and is a predicted model, not a curated record. The transcript is spliced from 4 exons. Lineage: Eukaryota; Viridiplantae; Streptophyta; Magnoliopsida; Solanales; Solanaceae. Bases 336 to 1430 code for a protein of 364 amino acids.
UAAAAUUUUAUUUACAAAGGUGAAUUCUGACAAUAAUCUUUUUUUGCAUCACUGAGUUCGGUGAAUUGGCGGUUUGGUCUUACAAAAUCAGUUUGGCGUUCCCACAACCCAUGAGACUCUGCUCCCCCAUUCCUGGCGUUUUGGUCCCAAUGUAAGCACAAUAAAUUCUUUCACUUUUUUUUUUCCCGUUAUCCCAAAAUAAUUUUACUAAAAACUGAUUAUAAUAUCCAAGUCUUUCAUCUAUAUAAAUCCCAAGUGGUUUGCCUCACCCAUUAAGCCUCUGCACUAUACUCUCCUUACAAAUGUUUUAGGUUUUCCUUUGCACUUUGUCAGCCAUGUCUAAAACCGUAAUAGUAACUCUUCUCUUCGCCCUCUUUUCGUCUUUAUCCUAUGCAAUUGACAUGUCCAUCAUAGAUUACAAAAAUAAGGAGGUGAUGAAGGGAAUUAUAUACGAAAAGUGGUUAACAGAGUAUGGGAAAGCGUAUAAUGCCUUGGGAGAGAAGGAGAAAAGAUUUGUGAUUUUUAAGGAUAAUUUGAGGUUCAUUGAGGAACAUAACAACUCCGAAAAUCGCACGUAUAAGGUUGGAUUGAACCAAUUUGCUGAUCUCACGAACGAGGAGUACCGGGCUAUGUAUUUGGGCACGAGAAGUGACGCUAGGCGGCGCCUUGUGAAAUCGAAAAAUCCAAGCCUGCGUUAUGCUUCGCGGCCUAAUGAGCUGCUGCCUCAUUCUGUCGAUUGGAGGAAGAGAGGCGCUGUUGCUCCUAUCAAGAAUCAAGGGAGUUGUGGAAGUUGCUGGGCCUUUUCAACCGUGGCAGCAGUGGAAGGCAUAAACCAAAUUGUAACAGGGGAAAUGAUCACACUAUCUGAGCAGGAACUUGUUGAUUGUGACAGAGCCCAGAACGUUGGUUGUAACGGUGGCCUAAUGGACUAUGCCUUCGAGUUCAUAAUCUCCAACGGUGGCAUGGACACUGAAAAUCACUAUCCUUAUCGCGGCGUUGAAGGCCGAUGCGAUCCUGUUCUGAAAAAUUCCAAGGCUGUUAGUAUUGAUGAUUACGAAGACGUGCCUAGAAAUGAAAGAGCACUUCAAAAAGCUGUCGCACAUCAACCUGUUAGCGUAGCCAUCGAAGCUUCUGGCAGAGCUUUCCAACUCUACUCCUCGGGAGUGUUUACGGGGAAAUGUGGAGAGCAAGUAGACCAUGGUGUUGUGGUGGUUGGCUACGGUAGUGAAAAUGGAAAGGAUUAUUGGUUAGUGAGGAACUCAUGGGGCAUAAAGUGGGGAGAAAGUGGUUAUGUCAAAAUUGAACGUAAUGUGAAGAAUGCUCACUUGGGCAAGUGUGGAAUUAUGACGGAGGCUUCAUAUCCCAUUAAGGAUGCCACAAAUAAACGUACUACUACUACUUCAAAAGAAGAAAAGAUUAGCAUUAUCUGAAGAAAAUUUGAUCUACUCAGUUGCCUUGCAUUUGAGGAAUUUCAUGGCUUUAUGUGUUAUUUUAGGAUGUUUGUUUUAGUUGAUCAUCAAAUUAAUAUUUUGUAAAUAGUUGGGUAUUUGUUGUUGCAAUGCAUUUCUCUGUUUGUGUUUUGUUUAAUGAAAAGUAUCUUUGAUUUUGUGGGUUGAUAAAAGAGAGAUUUGUCAAGUCAUUUUCUUGAUCUACCAUUUGAUCAAAUGAUGUUUUAUGCAUAAAAUAUUAUCCAUUU